AAGAGUGCUCUGCUGUUCUUAGGAAUCUGCUGUAAAAAUGCGGCCUGCCAGUUGAGAGUGCUUUGCUGUAGUGUUGCGCCCUCUGGUGACAAUUGUAGCUACCUACCUCUUUGUGAAUGUUUGCUUAUUUAAUGCUAUUUUCAUGUAACUUGUUUGACGAUGUAAAAUAACAUUCACAUUUAGAAAAAGAAUAAUUAAUUGACGCUUCCGCAACUUGUCACGUCCAACGCCCACAAAUAGCUUCGCGGUGAUCUAGGAGUUGUAGUUUUUUUACGCUUAGAAGAUAUUGUCACAGGCGAGAGAAACACUCCACUCCCAUGAUGCUCCAGCUAAACCACUGAACAGGCGCGCACACGCCCACGCCGACUAAAGCCGUCGGCUGUAAUCCUCACACAGCUCAAUCCUCUGCGGUUAUUUUCGGCCUUUAAAUUUGUACUCUUAUUAGUAUAUCACAUAAAAAUGGACAACUCCGGGAAAGAGAAGGAAGCUAUCCAGCUAAUGACUGACGCUGACAAGAAAAUCAAGUCUUCGGGCUCCUUUUUGGGCGGGAUGUUUGGAGGAGGACAUCACAAAGUGGAAGAAGCCUGCGAGAUGUACUGCAGAGCGGCCAACAUGUUCAAGAUGGCCAAGAAUUGGAGCGCUGCCGGAGGAGCAUUUUGCAAGGCCGCCCAUCUCCACAUGCAGCUGCAGAACAAACACGACUGUGCCACCAGCUUCAUUGACGCCGGGAACGCAUACAAGAAGUCCGAUCCCAAUGAGGCAAUCAAGUGUUUAAAUGCCGCCAUCGAUAUUUACACUGACAUGGGAAGAUUCACCAUCGCAGCCAAACACCACAUCAGCAUCGCAGAGAUCUACGAGUCAGACCUGGUGGACAUCGAAAAAGCCAUUGCACAUUAUGAGCAAGCAGCAGACUACUACAAGGGAGAGGAAUCAAACAGUUCUGCCAACAAGUGUCUGCUGAAGGUGGGGGCUUACUGUGCUCAGCUGGAGCAGUACCAGAAGGCCAUUGAGAUCUAUGAGCAGGUUGGAGCCAACACCAUGGACAACCCUCUGCUUAAGUACAGCGCCAAAGAGUAUUUCUUCAAAGCGUCUCUCUGUCAUUUCAUCGUGGACGAGCUGAAUGCCAAGAUCGCUGUGGAAAAAUACGAGGAGAUGUUCCCAGCUUUCUCCGAUUCUAGAGAGUGCAAACUCUUAAAGAAACUUCUGGAGGCUCAUGAGGAACAAAACAGCGAGGCCUUCACAGAGGCGGUGAAGGAGUUUGACUCCAUCUCUCGCCUGGACCAGUGGCACACGACACUCCUGCUGCGCAUUAAAAAGACCAUCCAGGGUGACGAGGGCGACCUCAAAUGAGACCUGGCUUCAGUGGAGACACGGACAGGACGAAUUGGUCAAUCAGUCAAUCAUCACGCAUGGUUCCCUACACACACACACACACACACACACACACUUUUCCACUGCGCGCUGCUUUACUGUAACACUCGGCUUCCCUUAAAACGGGCGCGUGGCAAUCUAGUAGGAAUGUAAAGCGUCUUCUGCGUGGAGGACAAAGAUGUCUUUUUCACUACCAUUUGUCCUCCUGGGAGGAGCGAGUCAUGUUGACAAGCGCAUGUUUUUGUACGUUUAGCGUGUCUUUUGUCCAAUGUCCAUGCAGUUUCACCAUCAAGCAUGGCCCACGCCCAUCACAAAGAAGGUUAACGUAGCCGCUAAGAGACUGUUAAAGCCUCUCAUUAUUUCCUCAGGAUUCCUUUUGUGGAUAUUUUCUUUGUUGUCAUUUCUUUAAAUUCUUUUAGUUUGAAUGUUGGUUAGGAUGUAAGGUUGGACGCCGCCCCUCACUACUAAGCUUGCACCCACCGCCCCGUGUGUCGCCGGCGUGGUGAGCCGCACCAAAGUAUCCAGCUGCUUCCAGGUGGAAUGUUGACAGACAAGAUGAUCUGUAUGCUUGUGCGAACGGACAAUAAAGUUGUGUUGUGUCCCUG
This is a messenger RNA of Dunckerocampus dactyliophorus (ringed pipefish), 1976 nucleotides long. RefSeq names its product N-ethylmaleimide-sensitive factor attachment protein, beta b (gene napbb). NCBI's taxonomy places the organism in Eukaryota, Metazoa, Chordata, Actinopteri, Syngnathiformes, Syngnathidae. Gene Ontology annotation, cellular component: synaptobrevin 2-SNAP-25-syntaxin-1a complex; vacuolar membrane; terminal bouton. The record is from RefSeq and is a predicted model, not a curated record. The coding region runs from base 460 to 1350 and encodes 296 amino acids. The transcript is spliced from 11 exons. Gene Ontology annotation, molecular function: syntaxin binding; soluble NSF attachment protein activity. Gene Ontology annotation, biological process: intracellular protein transport; synaptic transmission, glutamatergic; regulation of synaptic vesicle priming.